Macadamia integrifolia is the source of this 1447-nucleotide messenger RNA. Its product is annotated as aluminum-activated malate transporter 12-like. Gene Ontology annotation, biological process: malate transport. The record is from RefSeq and is a predicted model, not a curated record. The transcript is spliced from 6 exons. NCBI's taxonomy places the organism in Eukaryota, Viridiplantae, Streptophyta, Magnoliopsida, Proteales, Proteaceae. Gene Ontology annotation, cellular component: plant-type vacuole membrane. The coding region runs from base 94 to 1413 and encodes 439 amino acids.
UCCCACUUCACUUCUCAUGGGAUUGGUGUUAUAUAUAUACAUGGUUUUGUUCCACCAGGACUCACCCAACAAAUUAGUGACUCAGAGAAGGAAAUGUUGGGCAUGAACUCAUCAACUGUAGUAGCUCUUCCAGUAGUAGCUCUUUCAAUUCAAGAUGGAGCUUCUACUAAGAAGAAGAACAUGAUCCUCUCCCGGAUUAUUUCUUCUCUUCUUCACUGUCUUACAAAAAUGAAAGCCAUACAUGAGAACAGAAACUUGAUUCACAGUAUCAAGGUUGGACUUGCUCUGGUUCUGGUUUCGCUCCUGUAUUUCCUCGAUCCUCUUUUCGAGGAAGUUGGAGAUAAUGCCAUGUGGGCUAUCAUGACUGUAGUUGUUGUUUUUGAGUUCUAUGCAGGUGCAACACUUGGUAAGGGUAUAAAUCGUGGAAUUGGGACAAUAGUGGGUGGUGGCUUGGGGUGUUCAACAGCAAUUUUAGCUCAAAACCUCAGCAAGAUUGGCAAGGCUAGUGCCAUUGGAACUUCAGUAUUUUUCUUUGGUGCAGCUGCAACAUACACUCGGCUGAUUCCAAGCAUAAGGAAAAGAUAUGACUAUGGAGCCAUGAUUUUCAUCCUCACAUUCAAUCUAGUAGUAGUCUCUGGUGUGCGAGCAGAUAAGGUCAUUCAGUUAGCCCGUGAUCGUCUCUCAACAAUUGGAAUGGGUUUUGCUGUCUGUGUGUCAACAAGCUUACUCAUCUUCCCUGUAUGGGCUAGCGAUGAACUUCAUAGUUCAACAGCUUCCAAAUUCAAUACACUUGCCUGUUCGAUAGAAGGAUGCCUGGAAGAGUACUUCAAAGGGAUCGAUGAAAAGAAGGAUAAUCAAUCUGAAACCAGUUUCAAAGCAUGCAGAUCAGUGCUCCACUCAAAGUCCACUGAUGAAUCACUGGCAAAUUUUGCGAGGUGGGAACCAUGGCAUGGCAAGUUUGGGUUCUCCUAUCCAUGGCACAAGUACCUACAAAUUGGAGAUUCACUUAGAGAGUUGGCUGCCUCUAUUCUUUCGCUAAAAGGUUGUCUUCAAUCUCAUCGACAGCCAACACCUGUACUUACGAGGCACUCCAUCAAGAAGCCAUGUGAAGCAGUGGUCUCUCAGGUUGCUUACACACUGAGGACGCUUGGAGACAGCAUCAUCAACAUGAAGAGAUCUAGCCCAGCAGUGUUAAUGGUGGCAAAACUGCAGUUAUCAAGAAUAGAGCUUAGUGAAGCUGUACUUCCUUGCUUACUCAGGACUCUACCAGAUGAUGAUGGUUUUGCAAUGGUAGGCUUUGUAUUUCUGCUUAUAGAGAUGGUGGACAUUGCGGAAAAAUUGUCAAAAGAGGUCGAAGAACUGGCAGAUUAUGCAGGUUUCCCUCAACAGCUCAAGUAUCCAGAUUUGUGGUGAACAUAUCAAUGCAAGCCAGUUUUGGCAUCGCAAA